This is a messenger RNA of Naumovozyma dairenensis CBS 421, 1242 nucleotides long. It is a transcript of the gene ATX2, whose product is annotated as Mn(2+) transporter ATX2. The transcript has a single exon. Gene Ontology annotation, biological process: zinc ion transport; transmembrane transport. Gene Ontology annotation, molecular function: metal ion transmembrane transporter activity. The record is from RefSeq and is a predicted model, not a curated record. The coding region runs from base 1 to 1242 and encodes 413 amino acids. Lineage: Eukaryota; Fungi; Ascomycota; Saccharomycetes; Saccharomycetales; Saccharomycetaceae. Gene Ontology annotation, cellular component: membrane.
AUGACAGAAUCAUCUAUGGGCAUGCUUCUAUGUGCUAUUGUAUGUUUUUAUAUCUGUCGUUGUUUCUCGUUUAUUUAUCUAUAUUUGCACCUUGUUCUUCUAGUUGAAAGAUUUCGAUUAUUUAUAUACAUAUAUAUAUAUAUAUGUAUAACUGAACGUAGAUAUAAAGUAAAGAGUAUACGUACUGUAUCAAUAAGGACAAAAAACACUAAGCCAACACUUAGACGUACUAAUAAGGGCUUAAGAAUAAAUAUAAAGAAUGCAAAUAUGGCCAUAAGUAUACUUGGAGUGUUUCUUAUGUCAACGGUUUUGCUAAUUGCGACAUUUUUAAUUGGAUUAGUACCGUUAUAUUAUGUGAAGAAACAAAAUUCUAAUUUAGCCAGUAAAAAAUCCAAUCAAAUGAUUGGAAUAUUAUCACAAUUUGGUGUUGGUAUGCUUUUAGGAACAUCGUUUAUGUUAGUUAUUCCUGAGGGGAUUAAAUCGUGUUUGGAACAUGAUGGUAAUGUUGGAUUAAAUUUAUUAAUUGGGUUUCUUGUGGUCUAUUUGUUGGAUAGGUUAGUUCAAUUAAUUAUAAAUAGGAAAAAUAAGAGCGUUGAUUUUGAGCAGGAGAAUUAUGUUAGUUUUGAAUCAUUAACUGAUUUAGUCAAGAAUCCAAGAAGAAUAAUUGGUUGUAUAUUAAGAAACAAUGUUGUAUUUGCUUUAUUUAUUCAUGGACUUUCUGAUGGUAUUGCUCUGGGGACCACUAAUAAUAAUGAUUCACUUUUAAUAAUUGUUUUAAUUGCCAUUGUGAUUCAUAAAAUACCGGCAGUAUUAUCUUUAUCAAGUCUAAUGAUUUCGAAACAAAAAUUACCUGAAUGGGAAGUUGUUUCUAAUCUUUUCGCAUUUGCGUUAUCUACACCCUUGGGGUAUAUUUGUUUAUCAAUGUUUAAUUUAAAUCAUUCUGAGACAAUGGAUUGGAUUAGUGGUAAUUUAUUAUUAAUGAGUGGUGGGAGUUUAUUAUAUGCGUCAUUUACAGCAUUUGUCACAGGUGAUAAGGAUAGCAACAAUCACAGUCAUACUCAUCAAAUAUUUCGUAAUUCAGAGAAUGAAACUGAAACUGAUACAACUAUUGAUCAUGAAAUGGGAAAUUCAUUUCAAGAAAAUGUUGAUGAUGACACGAAAUUACCACAUGAUGAAUCUCUUUAUGUUGUCAGUGGUGUUGUUUUACCAUUACUGAUAUCCUUUUUCAUUUCUGAAGACUAA